UGAUGAUUUCCUUUCUUUUAUCCUCCCAGGUUUCUGGGAUACAUAUAUGGAAAUAAAAGAAGGAACUCUAACCUGAUCAUGGAUUUCGAAGAAAGACUCCUCAACACACAAAGGAAAAGAUAAUAACUAGUGCAGAGCCCUCAGGAAUGAUGUCCUUUUGCCACAAUAUAAUUAAUAUCUCCUGUGUGAAAAGCAGCUGGUCAAAUGACGUCCGUGCUUCCCUGUACAGUUUAAUGGUGCUCAUAAUUCUAACCACAGUGGUUGGCAAUCUAAUAGUUAUUAUUUCUAUAUCACACUUCAAGCAACUUCAUACCCCAACUAAUUGGCUCAUUCAUUCCAUGGCCACUGUGGACUUUCUGCUGGGGUGUCUGGUCAUGCCUUAUAGUAUGGUGAGAUCUGUUGAGCACUGCUGGUAUUUUGGAGAAGUCUUCUGUAAAAUUCACACCAGCACUGAUAUUAUGCUGAGCUCAGCAUCAAUUUUUCAUUUGUCCUUCAUUUCCAUUGACCGCUACUAUGCUGUGUGUGACCCAUUGAGAUACAAAACUAAGAUCAACAUCUUGGUUAUUUUUGUGAUGAUCUUCAUUAGUUGGAGUAUUCCUGCUCUUUUUGCAUUUGGAAUGAUCUUUCUGGAGCUAAACUUCAAAGGAGCUGAAGAGAUGUAUUACAAACACAUUCACUGCACAGGGAGUUGCUCUGUCUUCUUCAGCAAAACAUCUGGGGUUCUGGCCUUUCUGACUUCUUUCUAUAUACCUGGCUCUAUUAUGAUAUGCAUCUAUUGUAGAAUAUAUUUCAUAGCGAAAGGGCAGGCAAGAUCCAUUCAUGAUGCAAAUCAGAAAUUUCGAAUUGGGUUGGAAGAGAAAAAUGGAAUUUCACGAAGCAAAGAAAGGAAAGCUACGAAGACUUUAGGGACUGUGAUGGGAGUUUUCUUCACAUGCUGGUGUCCUUUCUUUGUCUGCACAGUCAUGGAUCCUUUCCUGGACUAUACUAUUCCACCCAUCCUGAACGAUGCAUUGAUUUGGUUUGGCUACUUGAAUUCCACUUUAAAUCCAAUGGUUUAUGCAUUUUUCUAUCCCUGGUUCAGAAGAGCACUGAAGAUGAUUCUAUUUGGUAAAAUUUUCCAAAAAGAUUCAUCUAGAUGUAAAUUAUUUUUAGAAUUAAAUCCAUAGAAUUAUUAGACUUUACUGUUUGGCCAACAGUUGGUGAUCAUAUUUAUGAACACAACAUAAUAGCAACCACAUGCACCAGCUACAGGGGCUUUUAUCAAGUAUUAGGGUCAAAGAUUGUGUAGUUAGAUAUGAUGCUUAUAUCUUGCUUCCUAUUUGCCAUUCUUAUUAUACAUAUUGAAGCUUUACAAGCCCAGAAUUUAGGGACUUGUAUUUUAAAGAACUUCUCCUGCCCUUACAUGAACUGCCAUGAAAUUGACAGUGGUACCUUACUCAGUUGUUCAGUGGUGGAAACUAAGAGGCUACAUUUGGGGAUGCAAAUUAGAAGAGAUUUGUCAUUCCUUUGCUUGAAUAUAUAUACCUUUUUGUAAAAUCAACUGAAAGUAUACAUUAAAUGUUACUAUUAAGUAAUUGUUUACACAUAAUUUGCUAUUUAUCAUUAAUUCUUAUUUAUAUAUUCUAAUUCUUAAAUCUCAAUUUUUAUAUUUUAAAAAUAUGUUUUUUUCUGAUUUUCAUACUUGUAGGAAAUUUAGAAAAUAAAGUAAAAAAUAAAAAUAAUAUAUCACAUAGAAACAAAAUGAAAUUAAAAUAUCACUCAGAGCUUACUUCCUGAAAGAACCAUAUCAUUCAAAAUCCUUAAAAACUUGGGGAUUCCCUGGUGGCGCAGUGGUUGAGAGUCCGCCUGCCGAUGCAGGGGACAGGGUUUGUGCCCCGGUCCGGGAAGAUCCCACAUGCCGCAGAGCGGCUGGGUCCGUGAGCCAUGGCCGCUGGGCCUGCGCGUCCGGAGCCUGUGCUCCGCAACGGGAGAGGCCACAACAGUGAGAGGCCCGCGUACCGCUUCUUAAAAACUUAAUUUUUGGUGACUGUAUAAGGCUACAUUGCAUGGAUGCACAAAACUUUUUUUUAACCGUUUUCCCAUUGUUGACCACUUAGUUCAUUUUGAUUCCUUUUUUUCAAACAAUAGAAAUUAAUUCCUGUUACCUGUUACUGAAGCUCAUGAAAAUGUCUGGAAGAUUUCACCAUAUUUCAAGGUCGUGGCUGGUGUGGUAGGACUCAAAACACAAGCCAUAUGAAAUAAAACAAAUUCACUUGUUGGGCUCCAGGCUACACUGAAAGAGAAGCAGCUAUCCAUCAAAGCAGCUAAACCUGAAGGAUAAGAAGAGGUAUAAUCGGACACAGAGUAUGCCAUGUCUAUUAAGGUGUCAUAUACAAAAGAAAAAAGGAAAAAUAGUGGUUUCAAGUAAGAUCUUAUAGAAGUGGGCCAACAUUCUUAAUCAUAAGUACCCAUUUGCAGUUGAGCUGUUUCUCAUCCAGACUUCAUGUCGUUUUUAUUACGUUGGGUAGCACCAGGGAUUUGAAUUUAUCUAUUUAAUAACUGUGACUUAUGCUCAUGGGUAAGUUAGGGUAAGGCAGCUAAUUUUAAAUGAAACUAAAAUGCAUGUUCCUGUAUAUACAUUUCUGUUCACAAACCCUUCCGCCUUUUAGAGUCUGUUUCAGGACUGUAUAUUUAGUUCCAUUGAACUGACUAGAUUUUUGUUCUAGUAGAUUUUAAAAACAUUUUUAAAACCUUUUCAUUUAGUACAUGGUAAGACAAGUUGCCCCUAAUCACUCCUAGUUUCAAAAACUACCUUGGCUUUUUCUACUUGUGAAACCAUUUUGUUAAAUUUUUAAAAAGAACAAAAGCAUUUAGACAGUUUUCUGUACCUUAGAGCAAGUUUCUGUGGUUUUCUUCAUUUGCUCCCACACAUUCUUAGAUGUUUUGUACUUUUGUGUGUGUGUAUAUGUGUGU
Molecule: messenger RNA, 2952 nt
Organism: Orcinus orca (killer whale)
Lineage: Eukaryota; Metazoa; Chordata; Mammalia; Artiodactyla; Delphinidae
Product: trace amine-associated receptor 1
Exons: 1
Coding region: 147-1166 (339 amino acids)
Biological process (GO): G protein-coupled receptor signaling pathway
Cellular component (GO): membrane
Molecular function (GO): trace-amine receptor activity
Source: RefSeq, a predicted model, not a curated record